UUGUUGGGUGGUCUUCUUUCACAACUAUGCUUUAGUGAGAUACAGCAUUUGUUCUGCUUUUCAUAGUGAACAGCAGAGGGAUGUCAACUCCAGCCAGUUAGAGCAGCCCUAAGAUGGCAGCAGAUGGGAAAACAAUUUUGGUGGAAGGGCUAAUGACAGAUAUUUUAGAGGAUAGACUAGCAGACAAACUGGCUAUCCACUUUUUAAGAAAUCGAAAUGGAGGUGGAGAAAUAACCAACAUCACAUUUCCCAAAGAAUCACCUGGGACUGCCCUGAUAACCUUUGAAGAAAGUGAAGUGGCACAGAGAGUCUGUCGCAUGAGGACUCACAUAUUAUCUGUGGAUGAAAAUAAGUAUGAAGUCCAGGUUAGCAUGCACUGCACUGAAGUCAACCCAGAUGAGAUCUUCCUCAGAGUUUCUAUGCUAAUAGACUAUCGACGACUUCCAGAUGGAAAAAGGGUGAUUAAGCAUCUGAAGAAGAACUUCCCAGACGUACAGUUCAGCUUCGAGAAAGAGGAGCUAUGCAAUGUAAAAGGGGCGUUUUCAGAAAUACAGGAUCUAGCCAAUGAAGUGCUGAGCAGCUUUGAGACUGGAGAACCAAAGGCUGUUAAGAAUAAAAAGAGUCAAGGUGCUGCUGGAAGUGUAUUCAGAAAUGGUGAAAAAAAGACAGAAUCCACAGCAUUAGCUCAGCCAUCUGGCUUUGACACUCAAAGUCCCACUUUCCUUAUUGACAAUGAAGAUUUACAUGUUGAUAAUGGAAGGGGUGUGGUAGCCAAAGAUAUGCUUGAGGACUACUCACUGAUCAUGGAUUCUGACAUCUAUAGAUACAUCCAGAAACACUGGAAUGAUAAGUAUGUGCAGGUCCUGUUUAAGCACAAAGUAGAAGUGGUGGAUGUUACCGCCAAAGAUAUUACCACGUUGUACCUGCAGUCCGAGACUUCAGGGAGCCUGAUCGACUUGCAGCAAGCUCAUAGGGAACUGGGGAACCUAUACCAAGAGUUAGAAACCAAACUACGCAAAGAACAGAUACCAAAAAAGGAGGUAUCAUCUAAUAUAAACUGUCUAAAGAAAGUAUCCGAGUAUCUCCAGACUCAUUUCCCCCUAAUCCUUUUGAAUGAGGAUGACACCAACAUAUACAUGAUAGGCAGCUCUUGUGAUGUCUCAGAAGCCAAGCAGUACAUUCAGGAUUUAAAAACUGAGGAGCAUUCAUCAAGAUUAGAGAGACAGACUUCUUAUCAAGGCUUGCAAGACAUACUCCAUACAGACAGCACAAAACUGCUGGAUACAAAUUAUAAAGAUUUGAAGCUUCCUGGUACAAUAAAACCUGAAGUUUUAAAAGACUACACCUUAGCAUCUGGUUUGGGCAGCUGCAAAGAACCUUUGAUGAAGGACAUCUCAAAGGGAUUUCAGGCGUUUUCAAGCAGCGGUUUAUACCGGAAAGGUCUAACAAGUCCUGAUCGAACCAGCGAGGACAUACUUAAGAAAUAUGAGGGAACUUCCACCAUUAGUAAAAUCAAAGACCGAAAGCUCUUCCAGACUACUGGACAAGCCAGAAGCACAGGUCCCAUAAAACCUUUUCAGAUGACAGCUUCAUCGAACACAUUUCAGCACAUGGACCUGAUAGGCACCAGAAAUUAUCUGUAUGACUCAACCGCAGCCAGUACAUCACAGACCUGUGAAUUCCAACCAGUGCUCAGAAGAGCCAACAGCUUUUCUGGCAUUAGCCAAUCCAAAGAGGACAACAAGUCUGCUGGUUUGAAUGAAGUGACAGAAAGCAGAAGUAAAAAAAGUAACAGUGGUCCAAAGAAAGAAGAUCUCUUUUGUGAGGAUAUUUCAAUGGCUAGGAUGGCAUGGCUUUAUAUAAACGAUAUCUAUGGCACUAAUAUUGCAAAGCUGACAUCAGCUGAGGGAAUUCAAAUGAAUGAGACUGUCACAGGUAAUUCUACAAAACUUGUAAUCAGGGGAUUUGACCAAGUUAAGGUUAGCAAUGCCAAACGGGCUAUUUCCAUAAUCUAUUCAAAGGUAUUAACAGAUUUUGCAGUUAAAGAAAUUUCUCUCUCUCAGAUGGGUAUUACAGAUUCAGAUGACAUUUUGAGACUAUGGUGCUCUGAAGUAGAAAAGCAUGGAAAUGUGAAAAUAAUCAAAUCAACACAAUAUCUUUGUAUAAUGGGCCCAAAGGAUCAAUGUUUAGAGCUAACAGAUCUUCUGCAAGAACUUGUCAAGGACAGAGCUUUGAAACCCCAGCCAGCAUACACUGGAGGUUCUCUCUUUUCCUCCUCAUCUGUGACAAAAACACAUCAAGACAAGGAGCAGAAAAGCAUAUCGAAAGUAGAGGAUUAUCUGAAGGACCAGGGUUGUUCUUUGAGUAAACACAACUCGCUCAAAGGAGGUCUUCAGCAGGUCAAGCAAACCAAUAGUGCAAACGGAGAUAAUGUGAAAUACACACACAGCACACAAACCCACAACCAGAAAGAACCUGAAAAUCAGACUCCAAGUGAUGUUCAGAAAUCCCCCAGACUUCAAACAGCCAUGGAACAAAAGGACCAGAGUAAUUUAACUUCAAAAGGGAAGAGAGAUCCUACUUCAACCUUGGAUAAAGAUAAGGAAAAUCCUCCGUCAAGUGUUAAGAAACUAGGAAACGAACCCGGUGUAAAAGACACAAUCAAACCAACAAAAACCCUCAACAACAAGGUAAUCUCUGAAAGCCAUCACAAGAAAGCAGAUCUAACCAUGGCUUCACAUGCACAUAAAACUGACAGUUGCCCACAGUCUUUACCAACAUGGGCAUACAGUACUCAGACAAACUUCCUCAGAAAUGAUGAUUUAAACAGUUCUGUUCAGGAGGAAAACUCCACUCUCAGGCUUCAACUUAGAAAUCCUGCAGUCGGCCAGGAUGCACAAGACCUGAAAGAAACUUCUCAAACAUGCAUGUGCUGUAAAAAAGAGCUGGGUCAAAAUAUACGCACCACGUGUGGCCUUGCUCUCUGUACAGAUUGCCAGCCUGUGUGGCAUGCAUCGUGCAGGGUGUGUUCUGUAUCCAAUAACUCUGGUAUCAAGGGGACUAUGAACAUCUCUGAACUGAGUACCAGCUUAAGUGGAUUCAACAGAGACACAACUCUGAAGAUAACUUAUAACAUCACAGAUGGUAUUCAGAGUACAGGCGAUCCAAACCCUGGAAAUCCCUACAAAGGGGGUCAGUUUCAGGCUUUUUUGCCAGCGAACGCUAAAGGGAAGGAACUGUUAAAGUUACUGAAUAAGGCAUUCAAUCAAGGGCUGACAUUCAAAAUUAAAAUGUGCGAUUCUGGAGACACAAUAACAUGGGGCCAAAUUCCACAUAAAACCAAAAUGGAAGGUGGAAAAUCACUCAAUGGAUACCCAGAUUCCAGCUAUCUUGUUCAUCUAACAGAAGUUCUUACGAAGCUUGGAAUUAAAUGAAAAGAAAUGAAAAAAUGGGUUCUAUUGCAAAACCAGGAAAAAUUGACCAUUUGAACCCGGAAGAAAGUCAAAUCUACUUGCAGUGAAUUUGGCCAGGUUUUGUUAAUCUGUGCAAGUGCAGUGUUUGCUCCCAUUAAGUAAGAGACUAUAGAGAAGCACCUCAAAACAAAAAUGACCUACUGUACUUUAACAAUUUAUUAAAUGUUUGAUUUUUAAAAAAUGUAAAGUUUAAGUCCAACCAUCUUUAAAGCAAUACCUGUCCAUACUGUACCUGCAAAGCCUACUGUGCAAGGUUGAACAAAUUAAUGACAGCGGGGUCUAUCUCAUCUAAACAGACAACUACCCUAAAAAUAUAUAAAACCCAAUAAUUUUGGACAUGUAUUUUGUAUUGUAUUUAAUGAUGUUAAGGUGGUCAAUAAAUGACACCAUUAUGUUAGUUACAAAGCCUGUAUAAGGUUAGAAAUAGUAAGGUCAGUUUUCCUAUGCUUUGACAUGUUUUUAAUAUGCUUUGCAGUAUUUCUUUGGGUUUUACCAUGCUUUUAAUAUUCUUUAUUACAAUUUGCUAUGCAUUUACUAGGUGGAAACUUUCAUAAAUGAAGU
Molecule: messenger RNA, 4034 nt
Organism: Polyodon spathula (Mississippi paddlefish)
Lineage: Eukaryota; Metazoa; Chordata; Actinopteri; Acipenseriformes; Polyodontidae
Exons: 6
Coding region: 114-3434 (1106 amino acids)
Biological process (GO): Notch signaling pathway; protein ubiquitination
Molecular function (GO): RNA binding
Source: RefSeq, a predicted model, not a curated record